Messenger RNA from Panicum virgatum (switchgrass), 1311 nucleotides. Its product is annotated as transcription factor MYB30-like. The coding region runs from base 54 to 1013 and encodes 319 amino acids. The transcript is spliced from 3 exons. NCBI's taxonomy places the organism in Eukaryota, Viridiplantae, Streptophyta, Magnoliopsida, Poales, Poaceae. The record is from RefSeq and is a predicted model, not a curated record.
CCAUUUUUGAAAGACUCUGGUUGCGUUCCUGCAGUAGAGAACGAGAGAGGCCAAUGGAUGGCUGCAUCCAACCACAAACCCACAAUGCAAGGACAGGUACAAGUACCACCUGGCUCCUGCUCCCCCAGCACAACAGCCGGGUCCUCUCCCCCACUCUCCCAGCCGUGUCCUCUCUUCUCCUCGUCCUCUCCCUCUUGCUCUCGCGCGUAGGAGGAGGGAGCACGCAGGACGGGCGCGUGCCCAUGGGUAGGACGCCGUGCUGCGACAGGGUCGCCGUGAAGCGGGGCCCCUGGUCGCCGGAGGAGGACGAGGCGCUGCGCAGCUACGUCCAGCGCCACGGCAGCGGCGGCAACUGGAUCUCCAUGCCCAAGAAAGCCGGGCUCAAGAGGUGCGGCAAGAGUUGCAGGCUUCGCUGGCUCAACUACCUCCGCCCGGACAUCCGCCACGGCGGCUUCACCGACGAGGAGGACGCCGUCAUCCUCUCCCUCUACACCCAGCUUGGUAGCAAGUGGUCGCUGAUCGCCUCGCAGCUGGAGGGGAGAACGGACAACGACGUCAAGAACUACUGGAACACCAAGCUCAAGAAGCGCCUCCUCGCCGCCGCGGCCACAGCCGGCAUCGUCUCCACCCGCUCCCCGCCAUCCGUUCCGCGGCUACCGGCGGCGCCGGCCUCGACACCUGCGGCGGCCGCGGCCACCGUCGCCACGCACGCGUCAUCGCUGUUCCCGUUGCUCGCCAUCCCGACCGUGAAGACCGAGAUGUACACCUGCGACGACUUCCUGGCGCCGGCGGCGUUCCGGGACGACCCGUUCGCCGCGGCCGACGGCUCCACCUCGGCCUCCGCGGCGUCGUCGGCGUCCAACUGGUCGGCGGACAACGGUGCUGCGGGCGGCGGCGAGGGGUCGUUCCUCCUGGACUUCUGCGCGGGCUCCGGCCUCGGCGCCGCCGACGACCACCUCCAGCUCCCCGGCGGCUACUACUACCCUCUCGACCCGAGCUUGUCGCUGGUAUAGCUUCACCGGCGUUCAAACCACAGUAGCGGUAGGAUCGGUAGUAACAUGCGCAUGUGUUCUUGGGAUCGCUUCGAUUAUCUGACGCAUGCACCUCGCGUCUUGUCGCCAUGAGAACUUUCUGGCUGAACAAUUCAGCUGCCAUCUGGAAAGAAAAAGAAAAUAGCCGUCGCUCAAAGUUUCAAAUGCGGUGCUCAUUUCGGUUGCUUGUGUUGCCAUCUGGCGCGUUCUAGCGAAAUUCUGGAAAAAAAAAUGUAUGUUCUUUCGUGGUUACUAACUUCUGUGCUUCGAAUUUUUCAUC